This is a messenger RNA of Peronospora matthiolae, 177 nucleotides long. The record is from the annotation of a GenBank genome assembly. NCBI's taxonomy places the organism in Eukaryota, Oomycota, Peronosporomycetes, Peronosporales, Peronosporaceae.
AUGCACGCAACGCACGCUCGGGCCCUGAAACCUUAUUGUUCGACGCACGUACGGACCGUCGAUCAAAAGUCGCACGAGUGGAGAAAUGUCUUCUUCUCUUGUUGGCAACACCCCGUUGCUGAGUCGAAUUGUAUUGUAUCAGAUCCCACUGUACUGUCGGUCGUCGGUCGACUGUGA